Molecule: messenger RNA, 2033 nt
Organism: Cucurbita moschata (crookneck pumpkin)
Lineage: Eukaryota; Viridiplantae; Streptophyta; Magnoliopsida; Cucurbitales; Cucurbitaceae
Product: 4-coumarate--CoA ligase 2-like
Exons: 5
Coding region: 133-1722 (529 amino acids)
Molecular function (GO): CoA-ligase activity
Source: RefSeq, a predicted model, not a curated record
CUUCUCACCAACUCCACAGCUAGCUUCUAUCUGCUUCUUCUCUUCCUCUCAAAUUACAUCACUUUCUUUAACCACACCAAAAUUCAAUCCACCUCUCACCUUCUCCAUCCCUUCCUCUAAUUCCCUCCACCUAUGGCGGCCGCCGAUCCCUCACCGGAAUUCAUUUUUCGCUCAAAGCUCCCGGAUAUCACCAUACCCGACCACCUUCCCUUGCACACAUACUGCUUUGAAAACCUCUCCCAAUUCAAACACCGUCCAUGUCUAAUCAAUGGCGCUACCGGCGACACGUACACCUACGAAGAAGUCCACGUAACAGCCCGCCGUGUCGCUGCUGGCCUCCAUAAGCUCGGCAUCGGAAAAGGUGACGUCAUUAUGCUUCUCCUACAAAACAGUCCACAGUUCGUUUUAGCCUUCCUUGGCGCUUCUUAUAUUGGAGCCGUGGCAACCAUGGCGAACCCGUUCUUCACGCCGCCGGAGAUCGCGAAACAUGUCGCCUCCUCUGGCCCGAAGCUGAUUAUAACCCAAGCUGCCAUCGCCGAGAAAGUGAAAAGCUUGGUAGACAAAAACGGCGCGAGUAUCAAGCUGAUAUUCAUCGACCCUCCACCGGAUGGAGAGGUUCAUUUUUCGGUGUUGACUGAUUAUGUAAAGGAAGAGGAAAUGCCAGAUGUGAAAAUCAGUCCGAACGACGUCGUUGCAUUGCCUUAUUCUUCGGGGACUACAGGUCUUCCAAAAGGAGUUAUGCUGACUCAUCGAGGGCUGGUGACCAGCGUGGCACAACAAGUGGACGGUGAGAAUCCGCACCUCUAUAUCCGAAGUGAUGACGUGGUUUUAUGCGUGCUUCCGUUGUUUCAUAUCUAUUCAUUGAACUCGAUCAUGAUGUGCUCGUUGCGAGUGGGAGCGGCGAUUUUGAUCGUACAGAAAUUCGACAUUAAUUACGUGGUGGAAUUGGUGGGGAAAUAUAAGGUGACAAUUGCGCCGUUGGUGCCGCCUAUUGUGUUAGCAAUAGCGAAGAGUCCAGCGGUGGGGGGUUGGGAGAUGUCGUCGAUACGGCUGGUGCUGUCGGGAGCGGCGCCGUUGGGGAAGGAGCUUGAAGAUGCGUUUAGGGCUAAGCUUCCAGAUGCGAUUCUGGGGCAGGGAUAUGGCAUGACGGAGGCGGGGUCGGCACUGACGUUGUCGUUGGCGUUUGCAAAGGAGAGGUUCCCGAUAAAAUCGGGAGCCUGUGGGACGUUGAUGAGAAAUUCCGAUAUGAAAAUUGUAAACCCUCAAACUGGAGCUUCUCUUCCUAGGAAUCAAGCUGGAGAGAUUUGGAUUAGAAGCCCUCACGUGAUGAAAGGAUACCUCAACAACGAGGAGGCGACGAAGGCCAUAAUAGACGAACACGGAUGGCUGCACACCGGCGACAUAGGUUUCGUGGACGAAGACGACGAGGUCUUCAUUGUCGAUCGUCUCAAGGAACUGAUCAAAUACAAAGGCUUCCAAGUGGCGCCGGCUGAGUUGGAAGCCUUGCUGAUUUCCCACACUCACAUAGCCGACGCUGCGGUUAUCCCCAUGAAAAAUGAAGUUGCUGGAGAGGUACCGGUUGCGUUCAUUGUCCGAUCCGGUGGUUCCAACAUCACGGAGGAUGAAAUUAAGCAAUACAUUUCGAAACAGUGGAAAUGGUGCAUUCUGUGUUUACAACAUUUGGUAGCAGAGCUAAUUACGGCACGUCAUAUCAGAAUAUAGUCCUGUUUUGCGCUUUUUUGAGCAAUCCGCAUUUGCAUCUUCAAACAAGUUGAUGAUCUCGAUCAUUUAUCUUGUUCUUUCCACGUCACACCCACUUACCCACCUCUUCCAUCAUUUGUUUGAUAGAAACCCAAGUACCAAAAUUUCAAGGACAACCUUAUCCUUCCCAAUGUGUGGACGAGAAAGUGUAAUAUUUUCCCUUUUAGGUGCUUUCCAGGAGAUGCAGAAACAGUAGUCUCUGUUCCCAUUGUAAUAAUACUGUAUGGCAUAAAUGGCUUUGGUACCUCGUUUACCAUGGGGCCGCCCUUCCC